AUGGAAGAAACUUAUUGGGAGCAAAGGAUGAAGCAAAUAUGGCUGAAAACUGGAGAUCAGAAUACUAAACAGUUUCACUUAUCUGUCCAGCAACGAAGAAGGAAAAAUAACAUCUCAAGUCUACAAACAAAUACGGGUCAAUGGCUCACCAAUCCAAUGGAAAUUGCAUAUGAAAUGAUCUCUUUCUUCAAAAACUUGUUUCAAGAGGAUGUGACUGUUCAACUCCCUACAGAUUUUCAACAAUCAUCUUUCUCGUUAGAUGCAGCUGAUUAUCUUUCCAUUACAUCUUUUCCUUCAGCGGAUACUAUCUGGAAGGUGGUCAAAAACAUGAAUCCAUUUGGUUCACCAGGACCUGAUGGAUUUCCGGUGAUAUUCUACAAGAAAAGUUGGUCUGUUGUUGGAGAUGAUACUGUUAAAUUCAUUCAAGAGACUUUCACUUCAAGAGAACUACCAAUUUAUAGUAAUCUGUCAAGAUUCAAUAAUCAGAUUCAGAACUUAUGCCCAUUCUGCAAUUGCGAAGAGGAAUCAAUUCACCACUUAUUAUUUGUCUGUCCUUUCUCAAAAGAAGUCCUUCAGCGAAGUCCUUUAACAAUCGACAUUCCAGAUAAUACUUCUCCAAUGGGUGUGAUCCAGUUUUGGCUAGAAAAGGAGGAUCAAGGUAUAACUCUUAACUUGGCAGCUUGUAUCCUGUGGAAUGUACGGGAAAUGAGGAACGAUAGAAUUUUUAGUAAUACUCAACCCUCGAUAUCACUUUGUAUUGAGAAGGCACUGAAAGAUUUCAAGCUUUUCGAUCUUCAUCAUGCAUUGAAUUUUAGCUCAGGGAUUAAUAUCAGCCAUCAAGAAUUUGCUCAAUGGGUAACUCCUCCUCAGUUUACGGUCAAGGUUAACGUUGAUGCAGCGUACAAUAAUGGUCGAGGUGCAUCUGCAGCCAUAGCUAGAGAUUCAAAUGGUACCUAUCUUGGUUGUGGUGCUUUCUGCUUUAGUUCUUUCUCUUCUAUGGUGGCAGAGCUAAAGCUUAUGGCCUUGGUUUACAAUUGGCGAAAAGAAUCCAAGUUUCAAAGAUAA
Messenger RNA from Papaver somniferum (opium poppy), 1065 nucleotides. RefSeq lists its product as uncharacterized. Lineage: Eukaryota; Viridiplantae; Streptophyta; Magnoliopsida; Ranunculales; Papaveraceae. The transcript is spliced from 2 exons. Bases 1 to 1065 code for a protein of 354 amino acids. The record is from RefSeq and is a predicted model, not a curated record.